Colletotrichum higginsianum IMI 349063 is the source of this 975-nucleotide messenger RNA. Its product is annotated as Transaldolase. NCBI's taxonomy places the organism in Eukaryota, Fungi, Ascomycota, Sordariomycetes, Glomerellales, Glomerellaceae. Gene Ontology annotation, cellular component: intracellular anatomical structure; cytoplasm. The record is from RefSeq and is a predicted model, not a curated record. Gene Ontology annotation, molecular function: transaldolase activity. The transcript is spliced from 4 exons. Gene Ontology annotation, biological process: pentose-phosphate shunt, non-oxidative branch; pentose-phosphate shunt; carbohydrate metabolic process. Bases 1 to 975 code for a protein of 324 amino acids.
AUGUCUACCUCCCUCGACCAGCUCAAGGCCACCGGCACCGUCGUUGUCAGCGACUCCGGUGACUUCGCCUCCAUCGCCAAGUACAAGCCCCAGGAUGCUACCACCAACCCCUCCCUCAUCCUCGCCGCCUCCAAGAAGCCCGAGUACGCCAAGCUGAUUGACGAGGCCGUCGCCUACGCCAAGAAGAAGGGCGGCUCCGUCGAUGACCAGGUCGACGCUGCCCUCGACUCUCUCCUCGUCGAGUUCGGCAAGGAGAUUCUCAAGGUCGUCCCCGGCAAGGUUUCCACCGAGGUUGACGCCCGCUUCUCCUUCGACACCAAGGCCUCCGUCGACAAGGCCCUGCACAUCAUUGAGCUUUACAAGGAGCAGGGUAUCUCCAAGGACCGUGUCCUGAUCAAGAUCGCCUCCACCUGGGAGGGUAUCAAGGCCGCUGAGAUCCUCCAGCGCGACCACGGCAUCAACACCAACCUGACCCUCAUGUUCUCCAUCACCCAGGCCAUCGCCGCCGCCGAGGCCGGUGCCUACCUUAUCUCCCCCUUCGUCGGCCGCAUCCUCGACUGGUACAAGGCCGCCCACAAGAAGGAGUACACCAAGGAGGAGGACCCCGGUGUCAAGUCCGUCGGUACCAUCUUCAACUACUACAAGAAGUUCGGCUACAACACCAUCGUCAUGGGUGCCUCUUUCCGCAACAUUGGCGAGAUCACUGAGCUUGCCGGCUGCGACUACCUCACCAUCUCCCCCAACUUGCUUGAGGAGCUCCUCAACUCCGACGCUCCCGUCCCCAAGAAGCUUGACGCUGCCGCCGCCGCCAGCCUCAACCUCGAGAAGAAGUCGUACAUCAACGAUGAGCCCCUCUUCCGCUUCGACUUCAACGAGGAGCAGAUGGCCGUCGAGAAGCUUCGCGAGGGUAUCUCCAAGUUCGCCGCCGAUGCCGUUACCCUCAAGGACAUUAUCAAGGCCAAGGUCCAGGCAUAA